Messenger RNA from Cetraspora pellucida, 169 nucleotides. NCBI's taxonomy places the organism in Eukaryota, Fungi, Glomeromycota, Glomeromycetes, Diversisporales, Gigasporaceae. The record is from the annotation of a GenBank genome assembly.
GUUCUCAAUAUGUUUGAAGUAGUUGAGAUUGAUUAUAUUAAAUAUAUUAAUGAAACUGAAGAUACUAGUUUUAUAGCUAAUGUGAUUAAAGAGGUUAAUGCUGAUUAUACUAAAUACAUUAAUAAAGCUGAAAACACUAAUUUAUCAUUAUCUUUUGAAGAGCCUACAA